UUCAGAAUUGUAGAAAUCGAUUUUGACACGUGCAUUUUUCCAUUGGAUACAUUGUGUUCAUUUCAUUUUGUGUGAAAAUUCUUUACGAUCAAAAUGGAUUUUGCCAAACGACAAAUGAAAAAUAUGGGCUGGAGCGAAGGUAAAGGAUUAGGUGCUGAAGAGAAUGGUAUCGUCAAACCUAUUGUUCCAAAUAUUCAAAUGGAUACUCGUGGCCUCGGAUUCAGCAUAGCCGAUUCGCUACAGAUCAAAAACCAAUGGUGGGCAGAAGCUUAUAAUGUGGCUAGUAAAGGUUUAAAACCUGAAUAUAAAAUCACAUCAGUUGGAGUGAUUGUUAAAACAAAAUCCGGCUUAAAUGGUGAUGAAAAUCUUGAAGAAAAAAAUGAAAUUUAUAAUCAACAUUUCGUAAGCGGUGGAACGAUAUUGAACAAAAUUCAUGAUGAUAAUAAUGAACAAAUCAAAGAUGAAAAAUGUAACAAGAAAAAAAGAAAAAAGAAACAAUGUAAAGAAAUCGACGAUAAAGAGAUGGAAAUGCAAAAACAUGAAAUGAUAAUGAUUGAUGAAAAGAAAAAAUGUAAAUAUUCUAAACAAUCAUCAUUAGAUUUUAAUGUGAUAUACGCCAAAAAUGAUAAUAUAACCUGUCAUAAAGCUGCACGUUUGGGUAUUAAAAUGUCCGGAAAAAUGAAACGAUUACAGGAACAGGAAUCAAAAUUUUCAUUAUCCAAAAUAUGAUGAUUAUAUAUAAGAUUUGGAUAAUAAUCGAUCUCAUCAUCAUUAUGAAUACAAUCACUGUGUUCAAUGAUAGAUGGAGCCAUAGGUUCCAUGAUUUUAUUUCAUCAAUAUAUAUUUAAAUUUUUUUAAUAAUUUUUUUGACGAUCGAUGAUAAUUUUU
Messenger RNA from Dermatophagoides farinae (American house dust mite), 888 nucleotides. RefSeq names its product G patch domain-containing protein 4. Gene Ontology annotation, molecular function: nucleic acid binding. Gene Ontology annotation, cellular component: nucleolus. The record is from RefSeq and is a predicted model, not a curated record. NCBI's taxonomy places the organism in Eukaryota, Metazoa, Arthropoda, Arachnida, Sarcoptiformes, Pyroglyphidae.